AUGUCGUAUGGUGGUUACGGUGCCGGCGGCGCGGACCGCCACGGUGGCGGCUACGGUGGCAGUGCCGCGCGCUAUGAUCCCUAUGGCGGCGCCUCCGGCGGUGGUGGCGGCUAUGGCAGCAGCUAUGGUGGUGGUGGCGGCAGCUAUGGUGGCGGUGGCUAUGGCGGGGGUGGCGGCUACGGCGGCGGGGGCGGCGGCUAUGGUGGCGGGGGCUAUGGCGGCGGCGGCGGCUUUGGCGGCCGCGGAGACCUGGACACGAUCCAGCUGUCGCGCCCAGACUUCUCCAACCUGCCGGUGUUUGAGAAGAACUUUUACUUUGAGCACCCAGCAGUGACGGCGCGCUCCGAGGGCGAGAUCGAGGCGUACCGCGUGAAGCGCAGCAUCCACGUCUACGGGGAGGGCGUGCCCAAGCCCGUCGAGACUUUUGAGGAGGCCUCCUUUCCGGAGUACGUCCUGACUGAGGUGCUGCGCGCCGGGUUCACCGAGCCCUCGCCCAUCCAGUCGCAGGGCUGGCCGAUGGCGCUGCUGGGCCGCGACCUGGUGGGCCUCGCGGAGACGGGCUCCGGCAAGACCCUCGCCUACCUGCUGCCCGCGGUGGUGCACAUCAACGCGCAGCCCCUGCUGGAGCGCGGCGACGGCCCCAUCGUGCUGAUCCUGGCGCCCACGCGCGAGCUGGCGGUGCAGAUCCAGGACGAGUGCCGCAAGUUUGGCUCCUCCAGCCGCAUCAAGUUCACCUGCGUCUACGGCGGCGCCCCCAAGGGCCCCCAGAUCCGCGACCUGCAGAACGGCGUGGAGGUUGUCAUUGCCACCCCGGGGCGCCUCAUCGACAUGCUGGAGUCGCGCCACACCAACCUGCGGCGCGUGACAUACCUGGUCCUGGAUGAGGCGGACCGCAUGCUGGACAUGGGCUUCGAGCCUCAGAUCCGCAAGAUCGUCAACCAGAUCCGGCCGGACCGCCAGACGCUGCUGUGGAGCGCCACCUGGCCCAGCGAGGUGCAGUCCAUCGCCAAGGACUUCCUGCAGAACCCUUACCAGGUGAUCAUCGGCAACCCCGAGCUCAAGGCCAACCACAACAUCACUCAGAUUGUAGAGGUCUUGGGGGAGCACGAAAAGUACCCUCGGUUGGUGGCGCUGCUCAAGCAGGUCAUGGCGACCAGCGGCGCGGGCUCCAAGGUUCUCAUCUUCUGCGAGACCAAGCGCGGCUGCGACGAGGUCACGCGCAGCCUCAGGGCGGAGGGCUGGCCUGCCCUGGCGCUGCACGGCGACAAGCAGCAGCGCGAGCGCGAUUGGGUUCUGGCCGAGUUCAAGAGCGGCAAGCACCCGCUGAUGCUGGCGACGGAUGUGGCCGCGCGCGGUCUCGACGUCAAGGACAUCAAGGUGGUGGUGAACUUUGAUAUGCCAAACAACGCAGAGGACUACGUCCACCGCAUCGGCCGCACGGGCCGCGCGGGCGCCACGGGCACCGCUUACAGCUUCUUCACCGCUGCCAACGGCCGCCUGGCGCGAGAAAUCAUAAAGAUCAUGAAUGAGGCCAACCAGGUGGUGCCCACUGAGCUGCAGAGCAUCGCCUCCACAGCUACUGGCGGGCCGCCAAGCUUCCGUGGCCGGGGUGGCGGCGGCCGCGGUGGCGGCGGCGGUGGCGGCGGCCGGCGGUGGUGA
Messenger RNA from Monoraphidium neglectum, 1659 nucleotides. RefSeq names its product ATP-dependent RNA helicase DDX5/DBP2. NCBI's taxonomy places the organism in Eukaryota, Viridiplantae, Chlorophyta, Chlorophyceae, Sphaeropleales, Selenastraceae. Gene Ontology annotation, molecular function: RNA helicase activity; RNA binding; ATP binding. Gene Ontology annotation, cellular component: nucleus; ribonucleoprotein complex; cytoplasm. The transcript is spliced from 17 exons. The record is from RefSeq and is a predicted model, not a curated record. Bases 1 to 1659 code for a protein of 552 amino acids.